Messenger RNA from Paramuricea clavata, 4721 nucleotides. The record is from the annotation of a GenBank genome assembly. Lineage: Eukaryota; Metazoa; Cnidaria; Anthozoa; Malacalcyonacea; Plexauridae.
AUGCUCAUGACUGGAUUCACAAUAGACUUGGCUGACCACAUUAUUGCCUGUAGAUUGAGGAUUCUUCAGGGUCAACUUGCUGAUCUUCCAACAAAGGCAGCAUCAGCAAACUUUAAGCAGUUUAACAGAAAGUUUGGUUGUCCAGUUUGUCUUGACCCUGGUGCAGCAGAUGAAGGAAAUCCACUAUUAAGACAUUAUCCAUAUAUUCCUGAAAAACGUUUGCUUGAUUACCUUCAUCAAGUUUUAGAGGGUGAGUUCUUUAGAAAACUCAAGUGUUGGUUUGUAACAUCGAAACAUCAAGACAUGUUUUGUUUAAAGAAUGUGGUUACCAAGUUUGAGAAAUUGACCUUAAAUGUUAAACUCCCCCAUGAUUUUCCCCAGAAAAUGCGAUCAAUAUGUGAUCUAGGUAAAUGAAAAGCUCAUGAGAAAGAGAUCAUGCUCCUCCAUGUAGGCCUUCUCAUCUUGUGAAAAUUUCUACCCAGUGAACAUUUUUACCACCAUGCCCUCUUUGUAACAGGAAUCAAGCUUUUAACUGAUGAUACUAUUUUAGAACAAGAUAGACAGCUUGCUGAAGCUCUUCUUGAUUCAUACAUUCGACUGGUGGGAAAUCUUUACUAUUCUUCAGAUUACACUUACAAUCUCCAUUCUCUUCGACAUUUAGCCCAGCAGGUGUUCAACAAUGGAAACUUGAUCUUUAUGUCAACCUUCAUUUUUGAAAGAUUGAUAACAUUGUUAAAACGAAAAUUUUAUGGUACACAAGGCAUAGUUCCACAAAUAUUAAAAAAUGUUGCCCGUUCUCAAAAUGCUAAACAUGAAAUUUGUAAAUUUGUCAAUCAGCCAGACAAAGCAAAGUCAUUCUGUGACCAGUUGUUUGCCAAAUCUGCGAAGAAAAAUAUGAUCACAGAAAACAUAUUUUUCUUCACACUAUUGAAGAGUGAAAUUCCAUCAGGGUUAUAGCCUGCACGACAGGCGGUAUUUCUACGGGCAGCGAAAAUUAGGGAAGCAAAGGAAAUACCGUCUGCCGCAAAACUAGGGGGUUUUGAAUUACCCGUCCGCUGGUGAACGGAAAAAACAGAUUGGUUAGUAUUUUUAUGUAGUUGUCAAUCAACGGCUAAAUUCGGUUAAAUGUUAAUCAUUAACCAAAUGUUUUGACGUUUUGAAAUUAGUUCACGUCAAGUCAGACCAGAAAUGGAAUACCAUAUUAAAUAAAAGAAGCAAAUUUAAAGAUACAAGCUGAAAAAUAACACUCUAAGUAGUGUUUUUGAUAGCGAUUUGUACAAGAAUAUUUAACAAAGAAGAUACGUCCGAAGGGGCUGAAGUUAUGAUCAGCGAAAGGUAUGGGCUAGUCUAUAUUUUCGUUCAGACAAUUACAUGCGUAUUAAUUUGAUAAUAUAUGAUCUCGCUUGACUUUCAAAGACCAUAAAUCGCAAUAAUGUUGACAUUUUACUAAAACUAUCGAUAGAAAUUAGGAGAUAUUUCUUCACUGAAUCGAAUGGUGGGAUUUUCAUAUAGGCCUGUCAUGUUCUGAACAAAGAUACUUGAUAGAUAUACGAACCUCCAAAGUAUGAACUAGGGGCCGGUUGAUGCAGUAAUUAUCAAAUAACAGUUAAACUCUUAUAUACCCGUUGAAUAUGUUAGUUGUAAACAAAUAAAAACUAUCGUUCUAUAAGGUUCAAAACUUUCAGUUUGGUUGUUGACUGAUGAUGAAUCUAUAGUAUAGACUUGCAUGCUUUGUAUUUUGAGCUUAUUAAACCACCGUUUUAAGGCAGCUAAACGGACUUGAUUUAUAUUAACACAUAAAAUAAAUUCCUUGAUUCUCAUCACUAGACACAGUCUACACUUUGAAAUGUCAAAGACAGUGGGAGAUUUAUUUUUUAUAUUUUAUAUUUAUAUAAUUUAUAUAUCAAUAGUUCGUAUCUCCACGAACAAUGACAGAAUGACUGAAUUUCUUUAAAAUACAAUGAAAUUUCAUUCAAAAUUCUGUUUGUUUCAAAUUGGAAAUUUAAAAUGGCAAUAAAAACUGUCUUGAAUUAUUUUUUCGGGCGGUACAUUUAUAUUGUAUAACAAAAUAUAAAACAUUUUCACGAGGAUUUUAAAAUUCAGUCGGGUGGUGAUGAGAAUCAAGGAAUUUAUUUUAUGUUGGGCAGUUGGGCUUGGGAGCAACUUGGGAGUGGCUAAUUUUGAAUAUUUACUUAAUGACAUCUAUAAAUAGCUUUGAUGCUUCAGGGGCGGUAGUUCAUUUACACCCAGUUUUGCAGCAGGCAGUAUUUCCUACGUACCGCCUGCUAUGCAGGCUAUCAGGGUUAUAAUAUGUUGAUUUAACCGAAUUUGGCCUGGAUGCUACUACAGAUAACUUGACAUUUGCAUACCGAAUGGAGAAGAAUGGUGAAAGCUUUCACAGUGACAGUUAUCCACAAAAACGGACAUAUGUAGUUAUUUUGUAUGUUUCAUACAGUAAUCCCGUACUGAUCGGAACCCGCUUUCUGAUUGGCUGGUACUCGGUGAUCACUGAUUGUCAGUUUAUUUCCGUUUCUUCGCAUGCCAUGUGACAUUCUUGCCGAUUUAAUUGCGUCGUCAGAUUUUCUGCGUCCUUGUCUUGAUCAGAUUUUCUGCGUUCUUGUCUUGAGACUUGAGUAUUAAUCUUCUCUGCAUUGUGCAAUUGAAUUAAUAACCUUCUCUGUGUUGUUCAAUUGAAUUAAUAAUCUUCUCUGCGUUGUUCAAUUGAAUUAAUAAUCUUCUCUUUGUUGCUCAAUUGAAUUAAUAAUCUUCUCUGUGUUGUUCAAUUGAAUUUUGUCAUUCGAGAAAAGGCGAGGAUUGAGGAAAGGCAUAUUAUUUACAAAGGUAAGAAGCAUAUUUGUUUUACAUGUAUUCAAAUGUAUAUUAAUGUAUAUUUGGUUUUGCAAUAAAGUAUAUUUUAAGUUAUUUAGCUUGGUGUAUUUGUGUUGGCGAAGCUUGGUGAAUAUGUGGUCUUGACCAAGCAAUGGCAUCUGGUUCAACGGUAAGCGAGUCUUUGCUUAAUAAUAGCGAGCCUAGCUAUAUCAUCAAAAAUUCAGAUUUCCCAACGCAAUCUUUCUGUGGUAUAAAAAAUAAUUACUUAUUAUAUAAAGUAUAGUGCAUUAUAGAGAUUUGAUAAAACUGACAAUCUCAUUUGUGAAUCUCACUAUUUUAUAUGAUAAUUUAUUUAUGAUAAUUUCACAUGUGAAAAUUAUCGCUUGUCAAUUUAAUUAAUAUCUCUUUUCUGUAAAAUUAUCGCUUUUCAAAGACUGUCCUUUAUAUAAUAGACAGAAAAAUACAUGGGUGCUUGGAAAUACCAGAUUUCGUGUGUUUCGAAAUAAAUCUGGUAUUCGAUGCUUGUGUGAUGUUACUCUGAGUGUAUGUCCACACCGGGCAGGCUUGAAAAUAUGCCUGGCCAUGGUGGGAAUUGAACCUACGACCUUUGGAAAACUAGCCCAAUGCUCUGCCAACUGAGCUAUGUGGUCAGGUCGGUUCGAGUAUGUGAUAUUUCGAAACUGAUCUGUUUUGUUCCAUCGAUAUCAAUGUAUUCUUGUAAUCAUGAUUCUUUGUGUGUUGUGUUACAUACUCAGGUGAAUAUGAUGUUUGUGAUAUUACAUUGAUAUAGAUGGAACUAGACAGAUCAAUUCUGAAAUAUCACAUGCUCGAAACGACCUCAGACCUGCAUGAUAGCGUAGCUCAGUUGGCAGAGCGUUGAGCUAGUAUUCCAAAGGUCGUAGGUUCGAUUUCCACCGUGGCCGGGCGUAUUUUUCAAGCUUGCCAGGUGUGGGUAUACACUCAGAGUAACAUCACAAACAUCAUAUUCACUUGAGUACACAACACCAACACAGCAAUUCCAAAACUUAAAGACCAUGUCAAGUCUGUAAUGUAAACAAAUCCUUUGUUUACAUUUUGAACUGCUAUAUUUCUAAAAUAAGAUAUUACUGAAUAUCUGACACUUUUCUGGUUCGCAAUUGUAAAUUAAUAUAAACUAGAGUAUGUUUCAAUUCAAAAAAGUUUGAAAGAUGCAAUAUUUGGGCAAUGUUUAUUUCUGUAGUUCUCCAUUUGUUAUGAGCAGAACUGAUGCACAGAACGGACUUGACAUGGUCUUUAAUUGUGCAAAAUUUUUCUGGACAUAAUAUUUUAGAUUUGGAUAUACUGUAGCAUGUUUGUUUGUUUGAGUUUAGAGAAUAUUUUUAAGGUCUUUGGUGUGCAAUAUAAUUAAACUACAUUUUCAGGGCAAACCUUCAAGUUAUAGCAUGAUUACAUGCACCUCCUCCACAUUUCUCACUGGAUUUAGAGAAAUCUCAAAAUGGACCUUUGAGACAAGUGGGGUGGAUUUUCAUCCCCUAAGUCCCCUCCCUGGUGAUGCCACUACAGUAUAUGGCCAUUCUAAAAGCAUAAGUUUGGUUAGUGGUUUUUGAACCGUGGUGAGCAGCAGAGACUUGGUUCUUUUUUGAAGUUUGAGCUUUUCCUUUUUAUUUUAACAGGAAAAGCUACCUAAAUGGACAGCAAGGGGGCAGGUAAGUUGCCCACAAUGUAGCUUGUCAUAUUCCACUGCAUGGAAACCAAAGAAUUGCAAGAGAUGUAGAUUUGAAAUUGGUGGUACUUUUGUGCCAAAGGACAAACGAAAGAAAACAACGUCUCCAGAUGCGGCAGUUAUUGUGGCAACAUCAGCAGAUGGAGUUGCCAAGAUUAUCUCUGUAAAAGCUAAUUACAGAGAGAAUUGA